CAGAGGAGGCAUGACGAUUUCCACGCGCCAGCUUGCAAGUUGUAUUUUUUACUGCGCAACGUUUCUUUAUAUGAAUAAUUUAAAGUUUAUAGCCGUUAUGCUUUUGCACAUAUUCGCGUAUUUAUUUGAGUCCCGGUUAAUAUGUUAGUGUGAGAAGUUUGUUUCCGCCAGUUUGUUUUGAAAGUGACGUGAGCGAGAUAUGUGUUCAAUGCAACAGAAUAAUGAGCGGUUCUCUUCCUAACUCUCCGGAUGGAAAUGAAGACUAUGUCGUGCAGCAGGAAAAUGAGCUGGAAGCCCUCGCGUCCAUAUUCGGGGACGACUUUAAGGACAUCCGGACUGAACAUCCGUGGAAGAUUAAGCGUCCACCAGAAGUCUAUCUUUGCCUCCGCCCCAAUGGUCUGAACCAUGGACAAGAGUGUUACGUGACCGUGGACUUGCAGAUCAAAUGUCCACAGACGUAUCCUGAUGCGCCUCCAGAACUUGAACUAAAGAAUGCCAAAGGUCUCUCAAAUGACAAUCUUCAAAACCUGCAAAAUCAGCUGGCCAAACUGGCGUUGGAACGAUGUGGAGAGGUGAUGAUCUAUGAGCUAGCAGACUUUGUGCAGGGCUUCCUUACAGAACACAAUGUUCCACCGUCUAGCUCCUUCCACGAAGAGAUGCUGAAGAAUCACCGGCGGCAGCAGGAACGUCUGGCCCUCGAGGAGCAGCAAAGGAUUGAUCAGCGUCGCAAACAAGAAGAACAGAUGCAAAAUGAGAUACUUGCAGAAAUCCAGCGACGAGAAGAUGAGAAGCGAGAGGAGAAGAGGAAAAAAGAGUUGGCCAAGUUGGAGCGUUUGGAAAGUGUCUCUCAGCCAACGGCAGGAAGCCCAACCUCGGGCAGCGCCAGUUCUCCUGUACCUCCCACCGAGACAGCGGAGAACCGAAAAGCAGCUUUAAAUAGACGUCGCACGACUUCGAGCAGCAGACACAGGCGAGACACAUACAGCGAUGAUAAUCCAAGUCCUCAUGAAGUCCUCCAGUUCAGCAGUAGCGCCAUGGGCGAGAUCCUGGUACACAGAGGAAAAUGUGUUGGUGAAAGUAAAAGGCUGGGCCGGAGUGUGUAUUAUGCCCUUAAUGCAACAUCGGGCGAGUUUGCUGUUGUGUAUGAAUGGAUCCUUCGCUGGAACAAGAAGAUUGGGAAAUUCUUCACCACCCAGGAAAAGGAAAAAAUCGAAAAAUGUAAAAAACAGAUCCAUGGAGCAGAGAGCGAGCUAAACUCCCUGAUGAAGCUGGACCACCCCAACCUGGUGCACUACCAGGCCAUGAGCUACAGCGAGCGUGAGGACUGCCUGGUGGUGCACCUUUUGGCCGAGCACGUGCCUGGAAGCAGCUUGGCUCAGAGUCUCUCUGCAGAAACGCCGCUGCCCCCUGAUCAGCUGAGGCAGUACGCCGCUCAGCUUCUCGCUGCACUCGACUACCUCCACACCAACUCGGUGGUGCACAAGCAGCUGUCCGCCUCCUCCGUGCUUCUAGAUGCCCAGGGCAAUGUGAGACUGGCUGAUUACAGCCUGGCUAAACGGUUAGGGGACAUGUGCAAGGAGGAUAUUUUCGAGCAGGCUCACGUGCGCUUUUGCGAGGACACGCUGCCCACACGCACCGGCAAGAAAGGGGACAUAUGGAGUCUCGGGCUGCUUCUCAUGGCACUCUCUCAGGGACGCGAGGUCAAGGAGUAUCCUGUUACCGUACCCCCCAGCCUACCUGCUGAUCUUCAGGAUUUCCUCAAGAAGUGUGUGUGUCUCAAUGAUGCUGACCGCUGGAACACUCAGCAGCUGCUAGAGCACUCGUUCCUGCGCCCACCCUCACCGAAGAGCCUUCCUCCAUGCCAGGAGCCCAGCCCAGAAGACACGGAUGUGGAUUUUGCGUCCACGGUAAUCCCGCGGAGUCACCUUCUCAGCAGUCCGUUCAGUACCGUGGUGCAGAAACAGUUCUCCCGUUACUUCAAUGAGUUCGAGGAGCUCCAGCUGCUGGGGAAAGGUGCUUUUGGAGCAGUAAUCAAGGUCCAAAACAAGCUGGAUGGCUGCUACUACGCGGUCAAACGGAUCCAGGUGAACCCAGCCAGUAAGCAGUUCCGCCGUAUUAAAGGAGAGGUGACCCUGCUCUCACGCCUGAAUCAUGAGAACAUUGUGCGCUACUAUAACGCGUGGAUUGAGAGACACGAGGCACCGUCCACUGGGGCGGACAGCAGCGACACCUCCGAGCCAGCAAGCACCCCUGAGCGACCGCCACGACCCGCUGCUCCAUCUCGUCACAAUGAGCUCGGCCUCCUCGACAACAUCGAGGACGCUGCACCCCCGCCGGCGCUGGCCAGUUCGGUGGAGUGGAGCACGUCUCUGGAGAGAUCUUCUAGUGCCAAGUGCAACACCACCGACUCGAGCGAUGAGGAUGAUGAAGAUGAGGCAGAUGUGUUCUGUCCGUCUUUCCUCCCGUCCGACAGUGACUCGGAAAGUGACAUUGUUUUUGAUAACGGCGAUGCGAGCAGAGACAGCGUGGUCCAGGAAGAAUUGAGUAAAAGGCAAGGAGUGGACACAACGGAGAGCUCAAUAUCUGAAAAGCCUCCUCUUAUUGCACAUUAUCUGUACAUACAGAUGGAAUACUGUGAAAAAAGCACUUUGAGGGACACAAUAGACCUGGGUCUUUACCAGGACUGCAGUCGCCUCUGGAGACUCUUCAGGGAGAUCCUGGAUGGCAUUGCGUACAUUCAUGAACAGGGAAUGAUCCAUAGAGAUUUAAAGCCCGUCAACAUUUUCCUGGACUUUCAUGAUCAUGUCAAGAUUGGAGACUUUGGCUUGGCUACUGAUCAUCCGGCCACCACGGCUUCAGGCAUACAGGAAGUGGAGGACAACAGCUCAGGACUCAUUCUGAAAUCAGACCCAACAGGUAACAUGACGGGUAUGGUUGGCACUGCCCUGUAUGUCAGCCCAGAGGUUCAAGGAAACACAAAAGCAACUUAUAACCAGAAAGUGGAUCUGUUCAGCUUGGGGAUCAUCUUGUUUGAGAUGUCCUACAGACCAAUGACCACAGCUUCUGAGCGCAUCUCCGUCCUGAGCCAGCUCAGAAAGGAAUCCAUCGACUUCCCUGAAGAUUUUUUUGAAUAUGAAAAUGGAACACAGAGGAAGGUGAUUGGCUGGCUGUUGAGCCAUGACCCGGCCCUGCGGCCCACGGCGGUGGAGCUUUUGAAGAGCGAUCUCCUCCCUCCUCCUCAAAUGGAGGAGUCGGAGCUACAUGAGGUGCUCCAGCACACCAUGGCUAACGUCAACGGCAAGGCUUACCGCACCAUGGUGAACCAGCUGUUCUCCCAGAACAACUCUCCAGUGAUGGACUACACCUAUGAUAUUGACAUUUACAAGGGCACUUUUAAUUUCAACAGUGCAAAGCUGCAGCAGUAUGUGUAUGAGACAGUCACCAGGGUCUUCAGAAGACAUGGGGCAGUAAGGUUACAGACUCCACUCCUCCUGCCCCGGAACAGGAAGCUCUAUGAAGGCUGUGAGAUAGCGUGCUUUAUGGACCAUAGCGGCAUGCUGGUCACUCUUCCUUAUGACCUCAGGGUCUCAUUUGCCAGAUUUGUGGCCAGAAAUGGUAUUUCACACCUCAAAAGGUACUGCAUCGAGCGUGUCUUCAGGCCCCGGAAGCUGGACAGAGCUCAUCCCAAAGAGCUGCUCGAGUGUGUUUUCGACAUUGUUGUGCCUUUGACGAGCAGUUUGCUGCCUGACGCUGAGACCAUCUAUGCCAUCUCUGAGGUUAUCCAGGAGUUCAGCGCACUCCAGGAAAGAAAUUACACUCUCUAUCUGAACCAUACCAGUCUGCUACGAGCCAUUCUGCUGCACAGUGGUGUGCCAGAAGACAAGCUAAACCAGGCUUCCAGUAUUCUGUGUGAUGCAAUGAGUGAGAAACUGACGAAACGCGAGGUGGAGGCCAAGUUCUGCAAUCUGUCUCUGUCUAAUAACAGUUUGCAGAUGCUCUAUAAGUUCAUAGAGCAGAAGGGAGAGCUGCGGGAACUCGUUCCUCUCAUCAACUCGCUGACCAAACAGAAGACUGCUGCAGUCACACAGCUGGCCAAGCAAGGCCUCAAAGAUCUGGAGGAGCUUACAGGUCUGCUCAAAAGACUAGCAGUUAAAAUACAGGUGGUGGUCAAUCUGGGCCUUGUCUACAAGGUGCAACAGCACUGCGGGGUCCUCUUUCAAUUUGUGGCCUUCAUUAAGAAACGCAAGCGUACCGUUCCUGAUAUAAUAGCGGCUGGAGGACGUUAUGACCACCUGAUCCUGGACUUCCGGGGACCAGCAGCCACCGCUCCCGUGGCCUCAGCGGUGGGGGCGAGCAUAGCCCUCGAUAAGAUCUGUAUUGCUGUGGCAGCCAUGGAAGAACCGCCUCCUGUAAGCUCGUGCGAUGUGCUGGUGGUCCCUGUAGGCCAUACAUCAAUGAGCAGAGCCGUAAAUGUCAUGCAGAAGCUCUGGACUGCUGGAGUGUCGGCCGAUCUGGUUUGCGAUGUGUCACAGUCUCAAGAGGCUCUCCUGGAUUACUGCAGGCUUGCCGGCAUUACAUUCAUGGUUCUGGUCUCUGACAAAGAGGGCACCUAUGUUAAAGUGAAAUCUUUUGAGAGGGACCGACAAUUAGAAAAGAGGAUCCCGGAAUCAGACUUGGUGGAUCACAUCAUCCAAAAAUGCCGAACCAAACUCUCUGAUGAGAGAAGCCGAGAGGUAUCGGAGGGAGGUUCUCUCCAGAAUCCAAAGGGAUCACUCCUGUUAAACUCGGGGGCAUCAGAGCAGCACGGAGGAGGCACACCAAUGAACAUGAAUGUAAACCUAGUUACACCAGACAAGGUUUCAGCCAGCGCACGACGACGCUAUGAGACACAGAUACAAACCAGAUUGCAGAAUCUUGGCAGCAAUUUGCAGAACAAGAGUAAUGACAUCGAGGUGCUGGCUGUUGACUUGCCCAAGGAAACCCUCAUCAACUUCCUGUCUCUCGAGUUUGAUGGAGAAGAGCAGUUCAAUGUCAGUGUUAAACAAUUAUUGUCACACCUGCCCAAGCAGCGCUAUCUCAAGUCCAUCUGCGAGGAGAUCCACCGUUUCAAAAUGAUUAAAAGGGUUGCUGUCGUGGUCUUAUACAGUUACAGAGAUGACUACUACAAGAUUCUUCUCUGAACUGGACAUCAUUCAUCAUUUUAAGACAAUUUAUAUUGAAGGACUGAAAUUAAGUAUGUUCUUGAUUUGGAUUUGUACGGGGUGUUCUUUUUGUAUUGCUGACGGUUGCAGUUUACAUCCCUGCCAAAGGUACAAAUUGUUUAUUGUUAUGGGGUCCAGGAAUUAUUAGCAGCUUUAAGCCUCUGCAUCAUAUAAUUCCCCAGUCUGAAUUCUGUCCAUAGCGAAAUCGAUCUUUAUUUUCCAAAACAGGAAACUGUUUGAGUAUUUGAAAAGUGUUAACACUUGAUAUUAUGUAAAUGCAGAAACAAAUGCAUUAAAACAUGUAUUUUUCCUUACAAAAAUGCUUUCCCUUUUUUAAAUGUGUAUAUACUGUAAGCAGAGCAGUGUGAAAUGUACCGAAACAAAUCUCUACAGUUCAUGCUUCAGUAAGUGGCAUUUACUGAGGCUGGGGUUUAUGGAUCGACGUAUAUCUCCAUCUUGCAAAUUAAAGUGUCAAAAUCAAACCUUAGGGGUUUUGUUAGUGGUAACAGGAGUAAUAAAACUGCUUGAAAUAGAUCACACAAUAUCUUUAUUCCUUUUCCAAAAAAGCAGAUAGAAAUGGACAUGGUUUAUAAAAUCAAAAAAAUGUACAGCAGCUUUGGCUAAUAUGGUUUCUGUCAACAUCCAAACAA
This is a messenger RNA of Clarias gariepinus (North African catfish), 5851 nucleotides long. It is a transcript of the gene eif2ak4, whose product is annotated as eukaryotic translation initiation factor 2 alpha kinase 4. Gene Ontology annotation, biological process: regulation of translational initiation by eIF2 alpha phosphorylation; DNA damage checkpoint signaling. Lineage: Eukaryota; Metazoa; Chordata; Actinopteri; Siluriformes; Clariidae. Gene Ontology annotation, molecular function: eukaryotic translation initiation factor 2alpha kinase activity; protein binding; ATP binding. Gene Ontology annotation, cellular component: cytosol. Bases 222 to 5180 code for a protein of 1652 amino acids. The transcript is spliced from 39 exons. The record is from RefSeq and is a predicted model, not a curated record.